AGAACUAGUCUACUCUGUACUGACAAAGUAGUCCUCUUCAUGUCUAAUUAUUCAAAUUUUUGUUUUUGGACAGGAAUAUUCUAGAUGUCCAAUCGCUAUUAUGAAUCGCCAAACCAAAGUAUUCUUACUUCUCCAUUGUUUUUAUCAAACCCAGCAUCAAAUUCUAAAUCAAGAAAAAGUAAGUGGACCUAACCCAUUGAAUGACGACUAUAUCGGCUAUUCUGAUAUUAAAAUUCGAUAUAGAUGAAAUUGUACAAGCGGAUUUUUUUAUUUCCUUAGACCACGCAAGUCAGGAAUUUGUCGAUAUUUCCGAUUUAAUGAAUCUUCUUCUUACUGAAUGCUCCAUGGGAAUAAAUCGAUAUUCUUUUCCGCUACAUAUAAAAGUUUAUUUCGAAAAUAUAUUUUUCAAUAUCUUUCCUUGAUUUCAGAAUCAGAUAUUGUUUUGUUCUUCCGCCAAUGCAAUAGAGAACGAAUGCGAGAAAGGGACUUUACUUUCAUUUCCAGUCUACCAUUAUUUAAAUAUUUAAUCUAGUUUAGGGGCAGGAAAAAACAGUGAAUUUUCUUUUUUUUGUUUGUUUGACCCGUUAAAAGAUAUACUCUGUAACUGUAAUAUGAGUCAUAGGACAAUUCCGGGUUCAAAUACUUAAUUUAUUUUAUAUAGUAUAAGUUAUAAGAUAAGUAUAAGAUAAGGUAUAAAGACUAAUCGAAUCGAGCUCGUGGAUUUAUUUACUUAGAUUGGUUUGUGGCCCAAUAGAAAAGAAGAAUUUGUAUCUUCGAAACCCAUUGUAAGGGGCAUGGAACGAGAAAUCGUCCACAGAUAAUCGAACUAUCGUAUGCCUUGGAAAUGAUAUGAGGUGUUCGGAAAUGGUUGAAGUAGUUAAAUAGGAGGAUCGCUAUGACUAUAACCCUUGGUAAAUUUACCAAAGAAGAAAAUGAUCUAUUUGAUAUUAUGGAUGAUUGGUUACGGAGGGACCGUUUCGUUUUUGUAGGUUGGUCCGGCCUAUUGCUCUUUCCUUGUGCUUAUUUCGCUUUAGGAGGUUGGUUUACAGGUACAACUUUUGUAACUUCAUGGUAUACCCAUGGAUUGGCGAGUUCCUAUUUGGAAGGUUGCAAUUUCUUAACCGCUGCAGUUUCCACUCCUGCGAAUAGUUUAGCACAUUCUUUGUUGCUACUAUGGGGUCCUGAAGCACAAGGAGAUUUUACUCGUUGGUGUCAAUUAGGCGGUCUGUGGACUUUUGUUGCUCUCCAUGGUGCUUUCGCACUAAUAGGUUUCAUGUUACGUCAAUUCGAACUUGCUCGAUCUGUUCAAUUGCGACCUUAUAAUGCAAUCGCAUUCUCUGCUCCAAUUGCUGUUUUUGUUUCAGUAUUCUUGAUUUAUCCACUGGGUCAAUCUGGUUGGUUCUUUGCACCUAGUUUUGGCGUAGCAGCCAUAUUUCGAUUCAUCCUCUUCUUCCAAGGGUUUCAUAAUUGGACGUUGAACCCAUUUCAUAUGAUGGGAGUUGCCGGAGUAUUAGGCGCUGCUCUGCUAUGCGCUAUUCAUGGUGCUACCGUAGAAAAUACUUUAUUCGAAGAUGGUGACGGUGCAAAUACAUUUCGUGCUUUUAACCCAACUCAAGCCGAAGAGACUUAUUCAAUGGUCACUGCUAACCGUUUUUGGUCCCAAAUCUUUGGGGUUGCUUUUUCCAAUAAACGUUGGUUACAUUUCUUUAUGCUAUUUGUACCCGUAACUGGUUUAUGGAUGAGUGCUAUUGGGGUAGUCGGUCUGGCUCUGAAUCUACGUGCCUAUGACUUCGUUUCCCAAGAAAUCCGUGCAGCGGAAGAUCCUGAAUUUGAGACUUUCUACACCAAAAAUAUUCUCUUAAACGAAGGUAUUCGUGCUUGGAUGGCGGCUCAGGAUCAGCCUCAUGAAAACCUUAUAUUCCCUGAGGAGGUUCUACCACGUGGAAACGCUCUUUAAUGGAACUUUAGCUUUAGCUGGUCGUGACCAAGAACCACCGGUUUCGCUUGGUGGGCCGGGAAUGCCAGA
This is a messenger RNA of Musa acuminata AAA Group (dessert banana), 2026 nucleotides long. RefSeq names its product photosystem II D2 protein. Bases 896 to 1957 code for a protein of 353 amino acids. Gene Ontology annotation, cellular component: photosystem II; chloroplast thylakoid membrane. Gene Ontology annotation, biological process: photosynthesis, light reaction; photosynthetic electron transport in photosystem II; photosynthesis. Lineage: Eukaryota; Viridiplantae; Streptophyta; Magnoliopsida; Zingiberales; Musaceae. The record is from RefSeq and is a predicted model, not a curated record. The transcript has a single exon.